AUGAAGGAAGUGAAGGAACCGAGGCAUCGCAAAGACAACAGGCGCCCAGACCUGGAGAUUUACAAGCCUGGCCUCUCCCGACUCAGGAGCAAACUUGUGCCACCAAAGCAUGAGGCCGCAGAGAAGGAGAGAAGCAAAGCUGAGGAGGGCAAGGAGGAGAGUGCCAGUGACAAGUGCUCUUUGGGAGGAGGUGCUCCAGUCGUGGAGGAUUUUGGCAAAUGUGAUGGCCCAAAGCAGAAUGGUCCUUCACAGGAAAAUGAAGAGACAGAGACUAAAGGUGGUCUGCAGGGCCAGGAGAACUUGUCUAAGCAGCCUGCUCCAGAUGAGUGGUGUCCCAAGACCACCAGAAGAAGCAAGAAGCCGGACCAGCAGAUCUACCAGCCAGGGAAACGUCUGCAUUCAGCUGCAAAAGAGCCAUCCCUGCGGUCAGCUACUGAGGAAGUCACCAGUAAGAUGGAGCAGCUGAAGGUUGAGAGAGUUGAAGAGACUGAGGAAGGUACUGUAAAAGACAAUAACAGGAAAACCAAAUCAAGCAAGGAAGAUAGAGAAGGGAGCCAAGUAGGGGAAGGAGUGAAAACCUCAAGGGGAGAAAAAGGGAGACGAAUAGAGCGAAGCGACAGGGUAAGGAGAACAAGCGAUGAGGUGAUGCAGGGGAAGCUGGGCUCUACCAAACGGUACUCCCGCUCUGACAAGCGGCGGAGCCGGUACCGCACCUGCAGCACGAGCUCAGCUGGAAGCAACAACAGCGUAGAUGGAACCCCACUCGUGGACGGGGUGGAGAGGCGGCAGGAGCGUGUCAGAGAAAGAAUACGUCCUAGGAAGCAGCUCUCUGCAUCCUCCACUGACUCCUUGGACGAUGACAGAAUCGAUGAGCAGAAGCAUAUGUCUGCAAAGAAAAAGCAUUCAGAGCAGAGUCGAGCUUCUAGGAGCGAGGGCGAAUGGAGCAGCAAUGGCAGGGAAAUCAAGGGGCCCUUUCGAGUCACAUUUGACAGCAAGACCGUGAACAGGGAUAUCAGUCUGGCAGAUACAGAUAAAAAAAAGCCCCUGAAGGCAUUUGUUAGUUGCAAUGACUCAGAGGCUUCGGAGGCGAGGAGCCAGAGCAGAGAGCCUCAAGGGAGGGGCCGUGGGAUUCUGUUCCUGCCUGCCAACACGGACCUCUCUGCCAGCACCGCGGGCUCCCCUGAAGCCAGUCACCCUGGGCCCAGGCUCCUGCUUGGCGGGGCUGGAAGUAAAGGCUCUCGCAGCAGGGGCCGAGGUGGCACUGCUCGCAGGCUCUGGGACCCAAAUAACCCAGACCAAAAACCUGCCCUGAAGAGCCAGACUGCUCAGCUUCACUUUCUAGACACAGAUGAUGAAGUGAGCCCCACCUCCUGGGGGGAAGCCCGCCAGGCCCAGACAUCCUACUAUAAGUUCCAAAACUCUGACAAUCCCUACUACUACCCUCGGGCCUCCGGUCAAGGUCCCCAGUAUCCUUACAGCGGGUACUCCCUGCAGUAUCCUAUGGGUCCAAGCAAUGGUGCGUACCCAGGAGCCUACUACCCUGGAUACCCUGGCCAGACGGGCCAGUACAUGUGUGGCCCACUCCCCCCAACUCCUCUGAGUCCUGAGAUGGAGCAGCAGAUGCGGAACAUGCAGCAGCAGGAGCUCAGCAAACUCCUCCGUGAGGCUGGGAACCAGGAGCAGCAGCUCAGCAAUCUGCUUUCCAGAGACCGCAUCAGUCCGGAGGGGCUGGAGAAGAUGGCCCAGCUGAGGGUGGAGAUGCUGCAGCUGUACGAACGGUGCAUCCUGAUGGAUAUCGAGUUCUCUGAUACCCAGAAUGUGGACCAGCUGCUGUGGAAGAAUGCGUUUUACCAAGUGAUUGAGAAAUUCCGGCAGCUCCUCAAGGACCCUCAGGGGGAAAAUGCCCAAGAAAUUCGGAACAAACUGCUCCAGCUUCUAGAUGAGGGCACUUCUUUUUUUGAUGGCCUACUCCAAAAGCUGCAGGUGUCAUACCAGUUCAAGCUAGAGGACUACAUGGAUGGGAUGGCCAUCCGCAGUAAGCCACUGAGGAAAAUGGUGAAAUAUGCACUGAUCAGUGCUCAGAGGUGUAUGAUUUGUCAAGGGGACAUUUGCCGUUACAGAGAACAAGCAAAUGACACCGCAAACUACGGAAAGGCACGCAGUUGGUACCUGAAGGCUCAGCAAAUUGCUCCCAAAAACGGCCGCCCGUACAACCAGCUGGCUCUUCUGGCCAUCUACACGAGGAGAAAGCUGGAUGCUGUCUACUAUUACAUGCGCAGCCUGGCUGCUAGCAACCCCAUCCUCACAGCCAAGGAAAGCCUCAUGAGUCUGUUUGAAGAGACAAAACGCAAGGCUGAGCAGAUGGAGCAGAGAAAACAUCAGGUGCUGGAUCUGAGCCCCAGCCGCCGAGGGAAGGGCAAGAAGUCUACAUUGCGACAAGUUGGAGAUGAUGCCACACGGCUGGAGAUCUGGAUCCAUCCCUCCCACCCCCGCUCCUCCCAGGGCCACGAGUCCGGCAGGGAUUCUGAGCAGGACAACGGUCUUGGGAACCUCAGCCCCAGCGAC
Molecule: messenger RNA, 2565 nt
Organism: Cariama cristata (Red-legged seriema)
Lineage: Eukaryota; Metazoa; Chordata; Aves; Cariamiformes; Cariamidae
Product: telomerase-binding protein EST1A-like
Biological process (GO): nuclear-transcribed mRNA catabolic process, nonsense-mediated decay
Cellular component (GO): telomerase holoenzyme complex
Molecular function (GO): protein binding; telomeric repeat DNA binding; telomerase RNA binding
Source: RefSeq, a predicted model, not a curated record